Molecule: messenger RNA, 1733 nt
Organism: Chrysemys picta bellii (western painted turtle)
Lineage: Eukaryota; Metazoa; Chordata; Testudines; Emydidae
Product: solute carrier family 25 member 3-like
Biological process (GO): mitochondrial phosphate ion transmembrane transport
Cellular component (GO): mitochondrial inner membrane
Molecular function (GO): phosphate transmembrane transporter activity
Source: RefSeq, a predicted model, not a curated record
AUGGGCAGCGGCCCGGCCUCCCCUCAGCAUCCAGCCUGGCUGUGGGCAGCCGUUUUCCCCACACUCUGCAGCCUGGGGAGGAGUGACAGCAGCACUGCCCUCCCUCAGCGCAGUGACCUGAGCAGCCAGGAGGAGGUGGCUCUAGGGGCCCCAGAGGGGAGCAACAGCAGCACCGCCCCUCAUCCUGAGCGCCGGUUCCGGCUAUGGGCGGCCGCCUUGCCUGCACUCUGGGGCGAGGAGGAAUACAGCUGCGAGUAUGGCUCUGCGAAGUAUCUGGCCAUGUGCGGCUUGGGUGGCGUGGUGAGCUGCGGCCUGACCCACACGGCUGUGGUGCCGCUGGACCUGGUGAAGUGCCGUAUGCAGGCAGAGCCCAGUCGCUACCGGGGCAUGCUGCAGGGCUUUGCUCUCACCGUGGAAGAGGAGGGGAUGCGUGGCCUGGCCAAAGGAUGGGCCCCCACCUGUGUGGGCUACUCCCUACAGGGCCUCUGCAAGUUUGGCUUAUAUGAAGUCUUCAAGCUGCGCUAUGCUGACAUGUUGGGACCUGAGCGAGCCUACUUGUGGCGGACCAGCCUCUAUCUGGCCGCCUCAGCCAGUGCCGAGUUCUUUGCUGACAUUGCUCUGUCCCCCAUGGAGGCAGUCAAAGUGCGAAUCCAGACGCAGCCAGGCUAUGCCAACACAUUACGGGUGGCUGUCCCCAAGAUGUACCUUGAGGAGGGGCUGUGGGCCUUCUACAAGGGGGUGGCUCCACUCUGGAUGCGCCAGAUCCCCUACACCAUGAUGAAGUUUGCCUGUUUUGAGCGUACCUUGGAGGCCCUGUAUGCCUAUGUGGUGCCCAAGCCGCGCAGUGAAUGCUCCAAGCCUGAGCAGCUUGGCGUCACCUUUGUUGCUGGCUAUAUAGCUGGUAUCUUCUGUGCUGUAGUCUCCCACCCAGCUGACUCUGUGGUGUCUGUGCUCAACAAGGAAAAGGGCAGCACCUCUAUGGAAGUCCUCAAGAAGCUGGGCUUCAUAGGCGUGUGGAAGGGCCUCUUUCCCCGCAUCCUCAUGAUUGGCACCCUCACAGCCCUGCAGUGGUUCAUUUAUGACUCAGUCAAGGUCUAUUUCAGGCUCCCUCGGCCCCCACCACCAGAGAUGCCUGCAUCGCUGAAAGAGGGUUUUUUCUUUAAGUAGAUUCAGCCCAUAGAUCCUGCAUUGUGAGCUACAUUCCUGCUGCAUUGUACUGUUUCAUUUUCGACUCUGUGGAUCUGUUUCAGGGUCCUGGACCAACUCCCAUCUCAAAAAGCUACCUCUCCAGAGAGAGACCGAUGGGAGUGGUUAGCCUUUUCCCACAGACCUUGCAGUUACACUGUCAUUUCACUACAUAGUUCAUUCUGUCAAAUUUAGGUUCCAACCAUCAUCUUAGAUGCCCCCAUCUCUGGACUUUGUGUCUUGACAUGAAAUUACAUUUGACAGCUCUGUUAAAGGUCUAUUUCUGCAAAGGCUUAAAUCUAUCAGUAUGUGGCUCUUAAUGCCUAUGUUUAUUUUGUUUGCCGUGGAUAGUAACUCUGAAAACUUUGAAACACAACAGUCAUAUUCCCCUAUUAUAGAGAAAAUUGACAUGUAUUUUAAAUGGGUGCUUAUUUUACACUCAUAUACAAUAUUUAGUGGAACCAAAACAUUUAAAAAUUGCUAUGAAUAAUAUGUUAAUAUGUUCAGAAUAUAAUAAUUUACAGUAACCCCAGACUAAAGUGUUCAUC